Molecule: messenger RNA, 345 nt
Organism: Condylostylus longicornis
Lineage: Eukaryota; Metazoa; Arthropoda; Insecta; Diptera; Dolichopodidae
Exons: 3
Coding region: 1-345 (114 amino acids)
Source: RefSeq, a predicted model, not a curated record
AUGAAAAUUGUUAGCAUUUGUUUGGUGACUUUAACAUUUUUGUAUUAUGUUAGUGCUGAUACACAUUCUCAAAAUGCAACGCAUCCUGAUUAUCCGGGAAUGUGCUAUUAUGAUGAUAAACCUUAUCCGCCAGGGGAGCAUAUUAUAAUGAAACGUUGUGAAAAAAUUACAUGUGGUUCAAAUAGUUGGGUUAGCAUUCAUGGUUGUAUUAAAACAGCCAGUUCAAAGCCAAAUUGUAAAAGAGGAGAUUAUUUUGGUGUUGGUAUGCCGUUCCCCGAAUGUUGUUUAAGAAAAUAUAAAUGUACUGAUGAAAAUGGAGAUGAUUAUGUUGAUUUAGAUUUUUAA